AUGUCUAGCCGAGCUCUCCUCAUCCUGCCCUUCGUUCUUUUUUUCUUCCCCUCCACUGUAGCGCGGAACAUCACCAUCGACGACACCGACACGCGCUACUUCACCUGGACCGAGCCCGACGUCUUCCCGCGCCCGCUCCCCGCCUGGGCCGCCGUGAGCCCGUCCUCGCCGUGCAACUACUGCUCCGAGCAGCCCCCGACCGGCGGUGGGGCCGUCUACAACGCGACGUGGCACGACGGGCACAACGGCAGCCAGGGCAGCCUUACGUUCCAGGGCGCGGCGGUGUCCAUCUACGGCAUCGCGGGGUACAACUCGGCCAAUGUCUCGUUCGUGCUCGAUGGCCAGCCGGCGGGGUGGUACGCGCAUCUGAGCCCCGUGGAGUUCACCUUCCACGCGCUGUUCUUCCAUGCCGCGGGGCUCAGCGACAGUGCCAACCACACCGUUGCGUGGGACCUGGCGCUAUCGCGCACGAACGGGACGUCGGCGCUGUUUGACUACGCGGUCGUCGAGGUGCCGGACGGCGCGGGGGUUUCAUCCAGCGCGAGUUCGGGCGCGGCCACACAGACAAGCAGCGCCGACGCCGGACUAUCGCCAUCGAAGCACUCCUCCGCAGGCGCCAUAGCCGGCGGAGUUGUCGGCGGGGUCGCAGCCCUCGCGCUACUGCUGAUCGCGCUUCUCAUGGCCAAACGAAGGAGAGUGAAGGAUGCGGCAGGUGUCGAAAGCCAGGAAUCAGCACUCUCCAUGCGCACAGCCCGUCCGUUCUCGCUCACGCCGCAGGCCCUGAGCUCUACCGCACCUGCAACCGAGCACGCAAACUCUGACGGCACGGGCAAGACGUUGGAUGUCGGCUGGACGCAGCCGACUGCAGCGAGUCUGGCACCCGACUCUGCGCUUGCCGCGCCUGUGCAUCCGUCGACGACCAGUCCCACCGCCGGCAGUGAGGCUGGAAGCAGAGAUCCACAUUCCCACAGCGCUUACCGCGACUCCGAGGCACCACCCCCAUAUUGAGGAUCUGUCCAGUUGUUGUUAUGGAGAGUACAGAGACAUGACAGUAUAGCUACAGAAAACCAGAAUCCGGGCCCACGGCCCAGACCAACAGAUAAUGGACGAGAAAGACGCCGAGCAGCAGCCGCCAAGCGACCCGCACGAAGAGAACCGCCGGCACCAGGAUGAGCGUGAAGUACAGCGCCAGGAGAAUCAGGGCGAUGUGAUACCACCGAGCGGGUGGAAUCGGGGAGGGGGGCACUGACUCGGGAGGAACAGUCACCACUUCGACCCCCGUAGGUUUCACCAGUUCAGGGAACUGCCACCGAAACGACGCAGGAUUCUCCACCGGGACGGGUUUCGGCACAAUCGGGACCGGGGCCGACGACUCCAGGCCAGUCUCAUCUGGCACGCCGCGAUGUCGAUGUGCGAUGGCAGCCACAUCCUCGUCCGUAAUCGCGCCCAGAUGCACCGCCCGUUUGUACGCGGUCGUCAGCAUCGAGUCGCCGGGUUCCGCAGAGCUGAAUGGCAAGCACUCUACGGAUGCGGAUGCGGAUCGGCAUCGCAGCGGCGGUGGGGGAGUGAAGGGGGGCGAAGAGUCGGCGGGCAGCGUUUGAGAUCGUCUGCGCGUCUUGACGGGAGACUUCCUCUGGAAUACGGACAGGACGCGUUUGCGCGGGGAGGCGACUGCUGGCGGCGUCGGCACUGAAGAAGAGGCUGGAGUAGACGACGACGAUGACGCCCUGGAGCGCAGCCAGGGCCGGCGCUUCCUUGUUGGUGUCGAGGGCAGGAUGUCCUGGGGAGAGUAGUCAAUAACAAGCCAGUGUCCAAGCGGAAACGGACACACCGGUUCGCUAUCCGCUAGUUCCGGCUCCCCAAUCUCCUGCACAGGCAAGAGCCCAGACUCCACCAGCCACGCUUCCACAUUCUUCUGCGCGCCAUUGGGACCGCACUCGAGCUACGUAAAACCCAAUCAGCCACGGUGUGCCCGCGAGUACACGGUCCGACGCACCCGCUCAUAGCCCGGCAUACCCUGCCGCGCCUGAUUCGCGUGGUUCUCCGCCCACACGCCGCGGGAUGCAGCGUAUCCAUCCGCGAUCAUCUGGUACAUGAGCGCGAGCGCGGCCGCAUCGAUCAGCCCGUCCUCCGAAUCGGUUACGUGCCGCUGGGGGGUGCCAAAUCGAAUCAGUGGACGUGACGGGGGAGGUCGCGGACAGCUCACCGGUGCGCGGUAUCCAGGGCGCUCGACCAUCAUCUUCAGCUCGUAGUCCCAGGGCAUCGCAAGCUAGGGGAGGCGGCAAAGGACGCGGUCCGGGUUUUCGGAAAAGAAGCGCAGCGACACAGGGGAUGGUGCGCUCGUGGGGGGAGUGCAUGUGCCACCCCUCCCUCCCUCUUAUUAAUACCCACCCACCCAUCGACGCAGCCCCAGAAGCCAUGGCUUUGCGCGCGCAAAACGCAAUCUAAACGACAUAGCAAGGCGCGGAUCUCUUUGUCUCAUUGUGCCUGCUUUAUCCUCGGUCUGAUGCGCUCGGUGCCUCGUGGCCAAGUCUGAGAGACGAGUCACAGCGCGGCACGUGCGAGGGGCCGUCCGCGUGCCCUCGACCGCAGUACUGGGUUGCUGGAGAAGAGUGUGACGCGUCGGUGGGCAGCCGUUCCGACUCGUGCGAGUGUUUGACCUCAAACGAGAUCUUGGACGUGCGUCACGGUAGACAUGCUGUCAAAGCCCUUGCGCGAGUAGACAGAGCCGACAUCGGUCAAGCAGAGAGUAGUAUACUUGGAAUUGACACCCGGCAGAGUGAGACACCGUCUCGACAAGGGAAGCGUGAUGGAUACAGAGUUAUAUUUGCGUACAACAGAACAAGACUCAGUCUUCACCCGGACGUACUGUCCUUCCGCCCAUGGCGCACCGCCGUCCGAUCCACGUAAGGUGGGGGGAGCUCCCGCACGACCUGCCUCGCCGGUCCCAGCUGGAUCCGCUCGGUCGAUCGCACGCGUCGCAUGGGCACCAGAGCCGCGCCCGGAUCGCUGAUUCCAGGGCUCUUCGGCCCGGGGCUGGCGGGCAUCACCACGUCGGACUCCGGGCCACCGCC
Molecule: messenger RNA, 3074 nt
Organism: Mycena citricolor
Lineage: Eukaryota; Fungi; Basidiomycota; Agaricomycetes; Agaricales; Mycenaceae
Source: the annotation of a GenBank genome assembly